GUUAUUGCGCUGAAUUUCAUGUCGGCGCCAUGGUCGCUGAGAAAGAUCGAUUGAUAUUCAAAUCCUUGGCUAUAUCCUUGACUCCUUUUGCAGCUUCCCAGGCAACUUUCAAGAUCUUAGCUGAGAAUCGAAUGAAUCGAAUCUCCUGUGAUCCAGCUGAGAUCUUGGACGCUUACGAUCCGGGAGAUUCUCUUCCCUUGGCUUUGCUGCGAGAAGCUGUGCAGGGCAUUUCGCAUUUCGGUCGCCGGGCCCAGGCACGACUAGUUCUGCUUGGCGCUGCUUUGCUGGAUGAAUUGCCCCACGGGGGUGGUUUGCGACGAGCGACGGAUCUUGCGCACACGGCAUUGCAGAAGUUGGGCAUAGCCAAAACUCAGGGUUUACCAGAGACAGCGUUUUCAGGUGAGGUCAUCCCCGCAAGACAACCCGAAGACAAGAAGGCACCAAACACUAAGUUCAAUGACCUCUUACUGGGCGACAUUUCCGAUGAUGUGAGUUGGUUCUUCAGCACCGAUGUGGGCGAACAGCUUGAUGUCACUUAUCCCUUAUCCACCGAGGCUGACCUUAAUGCUAUUGAUGUCUCAACUGCGCUCCAUCGCCCGGGUGGGUCGCUUGGGGAUGGGGAAUCUAUUUGCAGUGUGUCUGACGAGCUGUGCCGACGUUGCGCUGCAGCAACUGCCUUGGACAAAAGCGGCAGCGGGGCAGGGCAGCAGUGCUUUGUAUAUGGUCGCAUUAGGCCAGUGCAGCCACGCAUGACAUUGAGGGAUGGCAUUGUGUGCCACGUUCCACACGGCUACAUUGCAGCCAGAGGCAGUGCUUUAGCAAAGCUUGUUGAUAUGGACGGCGCAACCAAAUCAAAGGCCUUCAAAACUAUAUUUCUUGAUGCAGACCUCACUUCGUCAGCUUAUGCGUCCUGUGCCCCAGCACAACGUAGGCUCAAAGAACAGCUCGUACAAUCUACUGUCACAGGUGAAGCUCAACCAGUGAAUUUCGGAGUGCUCUUUGCUUCCGAAGAGCAUGACAAGCUCUUGGUGGAAAACCUUCACAGUCUGAAGAGUCGUGGCUUCGAGGCUGUCAUGCUUUCGGGAGACUUUUCAGAAGCUGUUGCUUCAGCUAGCUGUGACAUCGGCCUGCUGGUGGCUGGGGGGAUUCCGGCACGCUUGAUCCAUGCUUUAGCAGCAGACUGUGGUGCAGAAGUUCUACAUGGAUUGCCUGACUGCGGAACAUUCUCCCAGUCCUUGGACAUCUUGGAUGUCAAGAGAGGAGUGAAUCUGAAGCUUAGAGACCUGCCAGAAGGUGAGCGCCAGAGAUGUUUUUGCUAUCCCCUGUUGGGUCGGCGGCUCUCUCUUUUACCAGAAGUGAGCAUGACAGAAAUGAAUGGUUUUUGGGAAGUUUGGGCGUGGGCUGAAAGAGCUGAAGCAGGAAGCACGGAUAUGUCGUGCACAGUACUGUUGGAAGCAAGCUGUGAGCCCCAAAUGCGACAAAGCUUCGCGGAGUUGAGUGAUUCAGUUUUGGCAGGCUUGGACAAUGUGAAGCAUGCGGGCCAUCCUCACCGUGGAGAGCUUCCAUAUCUUCCAUGCGAUUGGAUGCUGCAAGUAGCAGAUGCUCUUGAGGAAGUGGCUACUUCAGAAGCCUAUCCCACGCUCCUUGCAGCUGAAGAGCGGGACCCACUAGUUGCACCAUGGGUGAGUCCCGUAGGAGAUGCCACAGGGGACAAAGCCGCUUGUGCGGCCUUCGCAGCAAGUCUUCGAAGGGUGGCUACGGAGGAGGGCUUGGAGGAAUUGGCCACAGAAGAUUUCAAAGCGGCCACAGCUAUUCUGCAGCGUGCCAGCCGCCUUGUGCAGCUGUUGAGUCGAGUGUCCGACAGCUGAUAGAUUCUGAUCUCGAUAAACAGUUCACUAGUAUAGGCCAAUCACAGUCCGGGAACGUGCAGGAUUUUUCUUCCCCACGCAGUUGGAACAUGUCGGAACGUGGGAGGAACAAUGCAAGGAUCGCCUGCCACUGCCAGUAAUUGCAAUGAUUACUGUUAUUGUAUUUGUAUGUAUUUGUCAUUGUGUGUGGGCCUGUCCUGGCCUACUCAAGGCCCACACAAGUCCACUCUGAUUUCUGGCUUUUGCACGCUUUUGCCCCUUUCGCAUGACAAGAAGAAACAGUACUGCUGCCAUCUCCUGCCAGUACAAGAAGCUCACACAGAUUCACACAGCACAUGAACAAUCAUCCUGGAGGAAAGAAUAACAUAGAAUAACCACUGACAUCCUGAAAGUGGACAUUUUGCAUUUGGCAGCAGGCCUCUCAGGCCGUUACCGUCUCAAUCCCUCCCGUCUCCAGCGAGUUGCAAAA
Molecule: messenger RNA, 2337 nt
Organism: Cladocopium goreaui
Lineage: Eukaryota; Dinophyceae; Suessiales; Symbiodiniaceae
Source: the annotation of a GenBank genome assembly